Lachancea fermentati is the source of this 783-nucleotide messenger RNA. The record is from the annotation of a GenBank genome assembly. Lineage: Eukaryota; Fungi; Ascomycota; Saccharomycetes; Saccharomycetales; Saccharomycetaceae.
AUGAAGGUAGUCAUAGUACCGUUAAAGGCCGCCACUCUUCUUAAUCCGAAUUGUUUACUUAGACCUGCGACUUUUUUAACCCGUUACUAUGCUACUCAAACUCCUAGGGGUGGAAACUCCACAGUUCUGUCAUCGGUGUACACAAUUCCCAAUAUGCUUACCAUGACGCGAAUAGCAGUCGCUCCACUUAUCGGUCACUAUAUCAUAUCAAAUAAUGUUACCCCGGCACUUUGCUUGUUCACCUACUCAUGCGUAACAGAUUUUCUUGACGGUUACCUAGCGAGAACAUUCAAAAUGAAAUCAGUAGCGGGAACAAUUUUAGAUCCUAUGGCAGACAAACUUCUGAUGUUAGUUACAACUGCUUCGCUUUCAUAUCCAGGUGGCCCGCAAGUGAUUCCACCUUUACUGGCGGGAUUGAUUAUUGGCAGAGAUUUUUUACUAGCCCUCAGUGCCGUAUAUUUUCGAUUUACCUCCAUGAAGCACGCGUACGGAAGAGUAACAUGGAGCACAUUCUGGGAUUUUUUUCACUAUCCUAGUGCAGAAGUUAGACCUACUCGCAUAUCAAAAUGGAACACUUUUCUCCAAAUGGUCUACCUAGGGUGGGGUUUCGGCUUUCUUUUAAUAAAAUCUACUGGCGAGGAACAAGAUGAGAAAGAAUCUCAGAGCCCCUUUCACGAGUCAUUUAGAUGGAUGGGAUAUUUAGUAGGUGCCACCACGGUCCUAAGUGGGUUCUCGUAUGUAUUCAGCAAAAAUGCUGUAAGGUUUUUAAGGAAAAUUAAAUAG